Molecule: messenger RNA, 1677 nt
Organism: Fusarium pseudograminearum CS3096
Lineage: Eukaryota; Fungi; Ascomycota; Sordariomycetes; Hypocreales; Nectriaceae
Exons: 2
Coding region: 1-1677 (558 amino acids)
Biological process (GO): carbohydrate transport; transmembrane transport
Cellular component (GO): membrane
Molecular function (GO): carbohydrate:proton symporter activity
Source: RefSeq, a predicted model, not a curated record
AUGGCUUCCCCCAAACCUUUUCCAGAAAAACAACCCAACGCGCAGCAUGAUGAGGCUGUCACCCCCGAAACACUUGCCUCGGAAGCCAAAGUCGCUGCUGAAGCUGAACACUACAUGACUCUAUGGGAAGCUGUCAAAACUUACCCAAAAGCCAUUGGCUGGUCUGUUCUGCUGUCUACCACUCUUAUCAUGGAAGGCUACGACCUUGCCUUGCUAGGUAAUCUGUACGCUUCACCUGUAUUCAACGAGAAGUUUGGCACGUAUGAUGCCAAAAAGGAGAAGUUCGCUGUUUCAGCUGCUUGGCAAUCUGGAUUGUCAAACGGUGCCCGUGCUGGAGAGAUCAUCGGUCUCAUCCUUGCGGGAUGGGCAUCUGACCGAUAUGGAUACAAGAUGACUACCGUUGGCGCACUUGUUCUGAUGAUUGCAUUCGUCUUUGUUUUAUUCUUCGCCCCAAACAUCAAGAUUCUUGUUCUGGGAGAGGUUCUCUGUGGUAUGUAUCUAUCUGUUGACUACAAGUACACAUUUGCUGAUAUGACAGGUAUUCCAUGGGGCGCGUUCCAGAGCGUGACGCCCGCGUAUGCGUCUGAAGUAGCACCCGUCGUGCUCCGACCGUACCUGACGACAUUCAUCAAUAUGUGUUGGGUCAUUGGACAGUUCUUUGCUGCUGCCGUUAACAAAGGCUCUGUCGGACGAGGGGAUGAGUGGGCCUAUCGCAUCCCGUUUGGAGUGCAAUGGGUAUGGCCUGUUCCAAUCCUUGCAGGUGUCAUUUUUGCUCCCGAGUCCCCGUGGUGGCAUGUCCGCAAAGGCAAUCGUGCCGCUGCAAAGAAGUCUCUUCUCCGACUCACGUCUCCCCAACAACCUAACUUCAACGCCGAUGAAACAAUUGCCAUGAUUGAGCACACAAACGAGAUGGAAAAGAACUUGAAGGAGGGCACCAGCUACCGAGACUGCUUCAAAGGCGUUGACCUCCGACGCACAGAGAUCGUGAUUGGUAUCUGGCUCGUCCAGACUCUUGGCGGUCAAAAUCUCAUGGGAUAUUUCUCAUAUUUCUUGACUCAAGCUGGCAUGGAUGCUAGCAACUCGUUCUCACUCUCCAUGGCACAGUACGCCCUUGGCAUGGUCGGCACAUUUGGCUCUUGGUUCUUAAUGGCCAGGGUUGGUCGAAGGACGAUUCACUUCACUGGUCUAUGCACCCAACUUGUCAUCCUCGUCAUUGUUGGGUCGCUAUCCUUUGCAAACAACAACGGCUCAGUCUGGGCCAUCGGCGCAAUGCUUAUCGUCUUUACAUUUGUAUACGACUUCACCGUUGGGCCAGUCACAUAUUCAUUGAUCUCCGAGCUGUCCUCAACCCGUCUCAAGGCAAAGACAAUUGUUAUGGCUCGCGCUGCUUACAACGCUAGCAACAUAUUUGUCAACGUCAUGACCAACUACCAGUUGUCGUCGAGUGCGUGGAAUUGGGGCGCCUGCACAGCUUAUUUCUGGGCUGGUACCUGUCUACUCUCCGCCAUCUGGGUAUAUUUCAGGCUCCCUGAACCCAGAAACAGGACAUAUGCAGAGUUGGAUGUGCUGUUCCAGAAACGCGUGUCGGCCAGGAAAUUUGCUAAGACAGAUGUUGAUCCGUAUUCCCAUUCGGUUGUUUCUGACAAGAAGCCAACAGCUGAGAAGGAGAUUCAGUAG